UGUCAACCACACCACACCACACCCACCCAAAAAAAAAAGAACACACUCCCAACGAACCAAGACAAUGUCUGCUGCUGCUGCUGGAGACGACGGUAACGGCGGUUUCAACGCUGGGAACUACCAUACCGGUAAUUUCUGUGGAGGUGGUGGUGGUGGUGACGACAAUGAUCGUGGCGGACGCGGUCAUAACAACAACAACAACAACAACAACAACAAGAACAACAAGAACAACAAGAGCCGCAGGCGCCGCAACCAGCGCGGUAACAACAGCAACAACCACAACGACAACGCUCGUGACGGCUACGGCGGUCGCGGCGGUCGCAGUGGUCAUGGCGGCUAUGGCGGCCACAAAGACGGGCACGCUGGCCAGAACCACCCGUCCAAGGGACCUCAGGGUGUUGGAAAGAGCCAGCCUAGCAAAGCUCGCAAGGCGCUCGCUGGCACUGGCCUGCCAGACAGCAUGGUGUCGGCGCUGAUGCCAAAGCAGGAUGGCCAGCAGCAGGCUCUGACCAGGGCGGCUGCACCACCUGCCAUGACCCAUCUAACUGGCACGCACCAGUUGGAAAGCUUUUUGGCCAACAACGCCAAUCCUUCGCACUUCUCGGUGCCGCUUGAUGAUGGUUCUUUGUUUGCUGUCGGCCACCCAUCCCAAGUGCUGCAGCAAGUGGCGGCGGUCGGUGCUGCGGUCGCAAAUGACCCCUUUGCCGAGCAGUACGUCAACACGGGUGUUCUUCCUCCUAGGAAGCCCAAGGCCAAGGCGGGCACCACAACGCCAUGGACCUGGAUGAUGCUCCGGCUCCCCCCAAUGCUCCUGUUGCCCCGGCUGGUCCUGUUGCCCCGGCUGGUCCUGUUGCACCGGCUGGCCAUGUUGCCCCGGCUGGUCCUGUUGCACCGGCUGGCCAUACUUGUUUUUGUGCAACCCUUUUGAUGUUCUGCGGUGAUGUCGUGAUUGAACGCCUGUG
This is a messenger RNA of Neurospora hispaniola, 962 nucleotides long. RefSeq lists its product as uncharacterized. The coding region runs from base 65 to 928 and encodes 287 amino acids. NCBI's taxonomy places the organism in Eukaryota, Fungi, Ascomycota, Sordariomycetes, Sordariales, Sordariaceae. The transcript has 3 exons. The record is from RefSeq and is a predicted model, not a curated record.